This is a messenger RNA of Brassica oleracea var. oleracea, 1447 nucleotides long. Its product is annotated as UDP-glycosyltransferase 76E4-like. Gene Ontology annotation, molecular function: UDP-glycosyltransferase activity. The record is from RefSeq and is a predicted model, not a curated record. NCBI's taxonomy places the organism in Eukaryota, Viridiplantae, Streptophyta, Magnoliopsida, Brassicales, Brassicaceae. Bases 9 to 1364 code for a protein of 451 amino acids. The transcript has 2 exons.
UAGAAGCAAUGGAGAAAAAGGAAACGAUGAGAAGGAUAGUGUUAGUCCCAGUUCCAGCACAAGGGCAUGUAACUCCAAUGAUGCAACUCGGAAGAGCUCUUAACUUGAAGGGCUUUUCAAUUACAGUUGUUCAAGUACAAUUUGAUCUAGUAAGCUCUUCUUCACAACAGUUCCCUGGUUUUCAAUUUGUCACAUUACCAAAAAGCUUGCCAAAGUAUGAAGUCGAGGGACUAGGACAAAUUGAGUUUAUGAUGAUGCUCAACAAAACGGGUGAGGCAAGCUUUAAGGACUGUAUAGGUCAGUUGUUGCUGCAACAUGGCAAUGAUAUUGACUGUAUCAUCUACGACGAGUUCAUGUACUUUUGUGGGUAUGUAGCUCAAGAGUGCAAGCUUCCCAGUGUUAUAUUCAGCACUCAAAGUGCUACAAAUCAUGUCUCACGCUGUGUUUUUAGCAAACUCGAUUUAGACAAGUUUUUGAUCGACAUGAAAGAUCAAGAAAAGCAAGAAAAGGUGGUGGAGAAUUUGUAUCCGUUAAGAUACAAAGACCUACUACCUUCAGGGUUUGGGCCAGUGGAGCCAGUUUUGAAGAUCCGUGGGGAAGUAGUCAACAAAAGAACAGCUUCGGCUGUUAUCUUCAAUACGACAAGUUGUCUAGAGAGCUUAUCCGUGUCAUGGCUGAAACAAGAACUUGGAAUUGAAGUGUACGCAUUAGGACCUCUUCACGUUACACCUUCACCACCUUCUAGUUUACGGGAAGAGGACAAGGGCUGCAUUGAAUGGUUAAACAAGCAGAAAUCGAGGUCAGUCAUAUACAUAAGCGUGGGAACCGUAGCUCAAAUGGAAACUAAGGAAGUUUUGGAGAUGGCUUGGGGGCUUUGUAAUAGCAACCAACCUUUUCUAUGGGUCAUUCGACCAGGCUCUAUCCUUGGCUCGCGCGGUGUAGAGGCAUUGCCAAACGAAGUCAGUAAAAUUAUCUCAGAGAGAGGAUACAUUGUUGAACGUGCACCGCAGAUAGAAGUUUUAAGACAUCCUGCAGUGGGAGGGUUUUGGAGCCACUGUGGAUGGAACUCAACACUCGAGAGCAUUGUGGAAGGAGUUCCAUUGAUUUGUAGGCCUUUUCAAAGCGAGCAGAAUGUAAACGCAGCAUACAUAGUAAGUGUUUGGGAAGCAGGUAUUCAGCUGGAAGGUGAAGUAGAAAGAGGAAAGGUAGAGAGAGCUGUGAAGAGGUUGAUUGUGGAUGAAGAAGGUGCAGGGAUGAGGGAGAGAGCACUUGUUUUAAAAGAAAAGCUCAAAGCCUCUCUGAGAAGUGGAGGUUCCUCAUACAAUGCUUUGGAUGAGUUCGUCAAUUACUUGAAGACAAAGUAGAGAUGAUGAACUUGAUCUAUUACUAAAGACCAGUGAUUAUAUUGAAUUAUAUAUUUGGAUCAACCUUGAUAUUGUAAAAUCCA